AUGGGUGCGAAUAGCGGCGAUUGGGUCGGACCUCAAUUUUUCCGCGAGAUCUCCGGUGUAUCAGGCUCUGUGACAUUACAGGGUGGUGAUGCAGAUGUUCAUGCAGUUGAUCUGUCAGGCUAUCUAGCUGAAGGCGGUAGCAGCAACGGCGCUUCAUCGAUGGCGGACAGUGUCACGGCGCACAACGCGCAGUAUCCUGAUAGCGAGAUAGUCGUUUCGGGAUGGAGACAAAGUGCCCUCGUCGCCCACAAAGCACUUCAAAACAAGUCUCCUCCCCUGUCCUCGACAGCUUCAUCGGCCUAG
Molecule: messenger RNA, 303 nt
Organism: Talaromyces amestolkiae
Lineage: Eukaryota; Fungi; Ascomycota; Eurotiomycetes; Eurotiales; Trichocomaceae
Exons: 2
Coding region: 1-303 (100 amino acids)
Biological process (GO): carbohydrate catabolic process
Cellular component (GO): extracellular region
Molecular function (GO): cutinase activity
Source: RefSeq, a predicted model, not a curated record